This is a messenger RNA of Stegastes partitus (bicolor damselfish), 7960 nucleotides long. RefSeq lists its product as uncharacterized. The coding region runs from base 299 to 4708 and encodes 1469 amino acids. Lineage: Eukaryota; Metazoa; Chordata; Actinopteri; Pomacentridae. Gene Ontology annotation, biological process: negative regulation of DNA-templated transcription. The transcript has 7 exons. The record is from RefSeq and is a predicted model, not a curated record.
UCAAGGCAGCCUCAGAGCACGGCUGGCUGGCGGAAAGUAGCUGCAGUGUCCUGGCAAAAUAUCUGUCCAAAAACGUUCCCAAAACUGUCCCGGAAAGUUAGGUGUAACUAAAAGGACACCUGCAUACCAAUGUGACGUCUGAAAACUCUGCAGCUGCUCAGCAGCAUCAUAUAGGAGGACGCCAUGGAGUUGUAGUGAGGAUUCUGGAUUGAGGGGCUGCACUGAAUCAGCGUGACUAGGAAAGCGCCAACCAUUACUGUUGGAUGAGAACUGAUGGGCUGUCCAAGCUGGCGAUAGCAUGCCAACUGCAAAGGGUAAAGGUGGCUCAACGUCCCACCGUUACCGACCAGCUUCACAGUACGAUGAUGCCACACUCGCUCAAAAGAGAGAAUAUUGGAGAAAUAAGAAGCGUGAGCAGAGGGCCCGUCUGUCAGAACGGAGAGGAAAACCAGCACAACCCAGCAGAGGGGAAAAGCUCCCACAUCUAAAAGCUCCUGCAGGAGUGCAUUCCAGUUUGUCCGGCUCCUUUGCUGCUUUGUCCUCUCCUUUGAAGAGUAAUGAUGACUCAUACAGUUCUGCAUCACAGAGUGGAAACGGAGUGGGGGACUGUUCACAUGAAGCCACCGAAAACCAAAAGGAAAAGUGGUUCCAGACAAUGUCACUCAACAAAGUCUUGCCUCCGUUGCCAGUAUCAUGUUCCAUCUCAGCCAAAGGUGCUGGGCACAACACGGCCACAAUUAAAUGCCCAACAGUGAAGGCUGCUGUGAGAGCCGUUACCUCACCCACAUCUAGUGGAACCCAGCUGAACACCCGUUCCUCAGUGCCUCCUGUCAGAGUGACCAGAAUUACCAGUGGCAGCUCCACUAAAGCAACACCUCAGCCAUGUGUGUCUAUGCAGGGCGCAUCAGUCCCCCAAACCCAACAUAAGGCACAAGUUGCAUUACCCAUUCAGCCUAAACUCCUAACCACCGAUGUGACCACAGGUAUGAUUCUUGUGUCUUCUCCAUGUGGUCCUGUGUCCAUUAAAACAGAGGGCAAAGCAAUGAACACAACACCUCAAAGUGGAACAAAGAGUGCCUUGGUCACCCUGCAGAGGGCUAAAGGUGUUGGCAAAGCACAACCUUCCCUUGAGUCUGAGGAGGAGAGAGCGGCCAAGCGCAGAGAACACUGGCGGAUCAAAAAGCGGGAGCAGAGAGCUAAGCUGGCAGCUCGUGUAGCUAAAGCCAGAGAGAGGGCACAUGGCGUGGAGAUGACAUUUCAGAGGCUCACAGCACAGAAAACAGGACCUGCAGUCAGCACGGUUCUUCUUCCAACUCAGUCAUUUUUGAAAGGAGCAGGCCAGAAGCAUGCCAGUAGAGUCAAAACAUCAUUUACAUCUGCUAAAAGAGAAAAUUCUAAACUGCAAAGUGGGACAGCAACUGUAGUUCUAACUAACCUGCAAACAGAUCAGAUAAAAGUAGAAAAUACACAUGGGAAUAAGAUAACGCAGACAGCCAUCAGAUCUGAUUUUACUUCUGUAAAAAAGGCAGUGGAAUCACAGAGAAAGCUUCCAAGUUACGCACAUCUUUCUAAUGUCACUCGAGGGAUUGCACGAUGUAAAACUCCUAGACAAAGGUUCAUUGAAGCACAGAAGAUUUUAAUGAAUCAGAGAAACCUAAGAUGUAAAUCCCCAUUGGUAGCUUCAAUGUUUGGUACCAGAAGUAUGCCCAAAAUUGAUCCCAAUGACACACCUGAGCAGAUAGUAGCCAAACGACGCGAGUACUGGCGAAUUAAAAAGCGUGAACAGCGAGCUAAGCUGUCAAUGGAGGUAAAGGCUCGGUUGAAGGAGAAAGACUCUCUGAUGAGAAGAGUGAAACGUUACCAGAAAAUUCUUGAGGACAUGAGGAAGGCCAGAGCGAUGACGCACUUGACAGGAAGCACCCUAACUCACUCCUCUGAGACUAUCGGGGGGUUCAUCAAAGAGGAUGGGACACUGACCGCUAACAUCCCCCAAAGUCCUACGGAUCACAACACCGCAAAAGACAAAAGUGACAAAGACCUUCAUGUAGCUUCUAAGAAUACCCUUGUCACACAACCGCGGCAUCAACCUGAUACUAGGCAGAGAACUAAUGCUCCAGUCAGGAUAAACCAGCCUCGCCCUCCACUUUGCCCAGCUCAGGUGAAAGUCUCCUUUCCUCUUGCUAGACAGUCAGUCAGCAAACCUUCAAGACUACUGUCAAUCAGACCACGCACUCAGCAUGAAAGCACAACUGUUCCUAACUCACAUAAGUUAGCAAUCCAAACUGCAAGCCAGCUCAAGCUUACUCAUCCUCAAACCCCUCAAAAUGCAAUUUCUGGAGGAUCAACAACAGGGUCAAACCUCGGUGGCUGUGUCAUGAAAAUGGCCAUCUCAAGUGGUGCACCAUCAGCUCUGUCUCUGGAUCCAGGGUUGACAGAAGAGGAGAAGAUGGCAAAGAAGAGGGAGUACUGGAGGAUUAAGAAACGUGAGCAGCGAGCAGCUCGUGCUGUACGACUGAAACAGGGUGUUUUACAAACAAGAGCAAAUGCAGUCUUACAAAGGAGGAAAGCUCAGAAACAAGCAGCAGUGACUAUUGUGCCACUGAGCAGAAGUCUUACUCGCUGUACAGGAAAUGUACAACCUCUCCCCACUAACAGUGCGCCUAUUACGCCACAUGCAAAUGAGAUAAAACAGGAGGGGGAGUCUAUGCCAGCAGUUGACCUAAAUUCUCAACCAGAACAAGCCAUCUGUCCAGAUAUCAAACCCCCAACCUCCCCACCUCCACUUCCAGCGCCUCAGCCAGAGCCCGACCCAGCUCUGAGCGCAGACAGCCAGGCUACCACUCUGCUGGCCGUGGCCUCUAUGAAGAAACUCCUAGAGGAGUCACUCAGCACUGUGACGGAGUGUAAAAGUGAACAGACUGACAUUAAAAUGGAGACGAUGGAAGAUUCUUCAGAGCCUGACAUGAAGCCAAAUUUACCUCAGCUCUUUUUUGAGAAAGAUGACAUGGCUCCUCUUGCUGCUAACCUGACAUUGCAAAUAAAAAGCUGGCAGCCAGAUAGUGACAUGUUGGUACAGGCAGAUUCACCAAGCCCUCUGCUUGAGAGCUCAUCAGAAAUUAGUGAGACACCUCCAUCUCUUUCUGCUUCCACUGAGGUAGUUCUGCAUCCCACCUGUGAGCACUCAUCCCAGACCCCUUCAAACUUCAUAGUAAAACCAUCUGUGGAAAAAUCUGAUGGCCCAUCUUCACCACGCAGAACCCAGAGACUUCGCAUCAAAAAAGUGGACCAUCAAAACUGCUGCUCCCCAGAGCCACCAAAGCGCCAUCAUGCCACAGCUACAUCCCUGAAUCAACUGCAACCACAACAGCAACACUGUGAAAAACGGACACAAGAACAGUGCCAAAACAACAGCUCACCAUCAGGACUAAGGCACCGCAGUGUGGUAGCAGAGCAGUGUGGCUUGACCAGCCUGCAGAGGAAGAGGGAGUACUGGAAGCUGAUGAAGAGGCAGCAGCGGGCCAGGUUAAAGGCCAGCCAGAAAGAGAGACACGGAGAAUGUAGCAGUCGGCUUUCUCAGAGAAACAUCCAGGCUCCAGGGAUUCUUCUUAUCAACACUGUCAAGGCAAAACCAGCCCUCCGGCCCAAACCGUCUGUCACUUCUCUGGCUGCAGUGACCAGCAUCCCUACAGUCCUGGUUGUUAGCCAAACAACGUGUAAUGCUGACCAAUCACCGGACACUCUGCAGGUCAAACUGCCCGUUACCAGCAGAGCACAGAACAAUGUGAACAUUGGACUUUCACCAGUUGUGUCCAACUGUGCAGAAGCUCCUGCAUCUCCACAGCUUUCACAAGAGUGGACUUCUAGAGACACAGACACAGAUGUGGACUCAGCCCCCUCCCUCCUCACUCUGAAGCCCCCAGAUAACCCACUGUCCAGCAUCAACCUGCAACCCAUUGAACCCCUUGGUCAGAGUCCAAAUCCCAAAGUCCAAAGUCCAAUAAAUUUUCCUGAUGCUCAAGUUCAGAGCCCCACACAUGUUAUUCUAUCCUCCACCAAGCUGGCACCUACGAGCACUAUGGUUCCUCCAAAGCCAAUCCCAGGUGAGUCUGAAGAGGACUUCCUGAGGAGGAAGCGGGAGUACUGGAGGAUAAAAAAGAAGGAGCAAAGAGCUAGAAAGGCCAUUCGGGACAAGGGAAUUGCCCCACGGAAAACCUCCAACAACUGGAGGCCCAUCCUGCCUGCCCAGGAUCUACAGACACAGGAUUCUGCUCAGUGGGUGAACACCUCUGAGGAGUCAGAGCAUCAAAUGAGCGCAUCAGUGGACACCGACCCGGCAUCUUUUAUAUACCCCAGUUACACAACACCGAUAGAAGAUGAGUCAGAGCUUCUUUUUGAGGACUAUGAGAUUAAUAAUGGUGAGGAAAGUCCAGUCUCAGAUGCUUUGUGGAGGAACCGCUACCUCAUGGACUAUGACCCGCUCAACCAGCUGCUGGUGUGCAUGGUGUGUGGGGAGCUGCAGUACUCCCACAGCCUGGAGGGAGUGAGGGCCCACAUCGACGAGGCCCACCCACACACCCUGAACCUAGAACCUGGGGAGAAACAGGGAAUACUGGAGGCUUGGGACGAGCAGGUGUCCCAGAGGGAACGUUUCUUCACUAGCCAGUUGCAGCAGCACAGCGGGGCUCUGGCAGAAGCACACAGAGACUGAACAGCAGAGGCGAUGACAGAUGGAAUCAACUGAAUACCAUGGGCCAGGACAGAAAACCCACACUUUAUUUGUCUUAUUUAUUUAUUGGUCUUUAUCAGUUUGUUUACCUUCACAAAAGGUCACCUUGAAAGAGAAUGCUGUACUGGGAAAAUUCCGCCUAAAAGCAGCUUUACCUCAUUUCCUACCAGGGCUAUAAUGGGGAUUCAUGAAAGGCAGUUUGGCUUUUUUUUUAUACUGAAGCUUUUUCAACUGAGAUUUUGGGACAAUAUUUGAAAUAUUUAGAGGAGAAGCCCAAGACUCUGGGAAGUACAGUCUUUGUGCUUCACUCGGUGAAAUGCAUCCAAAGGCCAAAUCAUGGUUUUCACACGACUAAUAUCGAGUUUGAAAGCAGAUAGACAUGGACAUGCUUGCAUUCAUACUACGCUAGGUACACAUCAAUCUGCUGAGUAGACAGCCACACUGUCCUCAUAUCAAACACAGAAAUGUACAUGGGGCUCCGUGGAUGUUUCUGAGAAGCUCACAAAUUUUAGGCUGCAUGUUGACUCCCACAGAGGCAUGCAGGUGGAUUCUUGCAGACAUGCAGUUACUGAAAGCAUGAACUGGCCUUAACAGACACAUAGGUAACUUGUGUUCAUUGAAAUUCCUUUAUUUUAAAAUUUUACUUCCUAAAAUUUGUCCGAACCUCAGCAACAAUAGGCACCCAAUAUUUUCUGCAGAAUUUAAUCUAAGAAAGGCUCUGAAACAGCAUUUUGACCAUUAGACAAUAAAGCUCUUAUACAGACUCCAACUUUUGCAGAAGAGCAGCCACUGUGACCAUAAUUGACAACUACAUGGAAACUGCAAUUUUCUUUCAUUUUCUAACAUUGUCUGGUGUCACUGGCUUUAAUUUAGUGACACCAUUGAGAGCGAGUAGAAUGGAACCAUAAGCAGGAGGUCCUGGCGAGGGUUACGUCUCAUUUUCCUUUGUGAUAAAAGCAUUGAAACACUUAUUUGGGACCUGUGCAUCUAAAACAGUGAUGUGGUCACAUAUUGUGUACGACAGAAAAUCUGGGAGAACAAAAGCUUUGGAUUUUUAGGUUUCACGGUUUAAAGGUAUUUUGAAAUUUGUACUUGAUUGAGCAUAAUUUGUAUUUGAUUUUUUUUUUUAAAUCUACAGAUCUCUUCUAUACAGAACUGUCCAGGGUCAGGCGGUCAAAGAUAUGUAUAUGAAAAUACGUGAUAACUGUUUGUGAAGCCAUUAGCACUAAAAGCAUGGUUUACUAUUGAUCUAUCUGUUCUGUCACAAACAGUACUGCUCUGAUCCACUGCUCUUGCUAGCAAGUGCAGAUAAUGUACUGACAAAUGUAGAUUAGAAAUGUUCAUUUUAGGCAUUGUUAUCACCCAAUACAAAUAUUUUUAUCAAUCUGGGAGGACAGUAGACACAUGUGAGGCCAUAAAACCUGCUGCUGGAUAAUAGGUAAAGUUUGAAAACUAUGUAACUGAAUUACAGCAGGCAAGUUAAAACACAGUGUAAGAGCUGCACAAGAAGAGAAAAUGUAUCAAAUCAGUGAUAAGUGACUGAGUGUGUCAAGUCUGUGACAAUUAUCAAAAUGUAGCCACCACAUGCUACUGGGCAAAUCAAACCAAGAUAGACCUCGUUCGUCAGUCUUGUAUUUCCUUACGUCACAGAGCUGAACGUCCAAUUCUCAAAAAAAGAAACAACUAGGUAACCUGUUACAAACCAACAUUUACCCUGGUUCAAAAUCUAGUUUCAGAAUGCUCAAAGACUCUUUGAACCACUCAGAUAAAAAAAAACAAUCCCAUCUGCUGCGUGGAAAACACAAAAAAGAUUUCUCAGGUAGUAAAACUUGUUCAUUUUGGGGGGCAAUAUUUGAGGGCACUGCUGCCAGCGCUGGGCUGUGAAUCCCACUAUUACACAAGUGGGAAGCAUUUAGUAUGAGUGUUUAAGCCGAUGAUGAUGGUGAUUUUACCAAAUGACUGAAAACAAAGAUGGAAUAAAAAUGGUGGAAUUCAUAGCCUACCGCUGGCAGUGCUGACAGUAUGGAUUUGGUCUGAGACAAGUCAAAAAAAUUCUGCUGUGUACACAACUGAGCAAGACUGUUUUAUUUCUGCUAAAUUAUAGUUUGUAUUAGAAAGAGGAGGACUGGGUUAUUUCUUCUUUCUAAUGUUACAUAGUCUGUCCAAGACAAAUAAACAGCCAUUUGCUGGUUUCGCACCUUCUGCAUAAGCAAACUGGGAAACAGGGGCUAUAAUGCUUCCUCAUGGACAAUGAAUAUACAGUACAUCAACCACUGCUAAGGAAUUUAACAAUAUUUACUGAGUUAUACAGUACAUUCAGAUGUACCCCCCCCCCCCAUACCCUAUCAGCCAAAUUUAUACCCCUAUAUCAGCCAGCUAGACAGACACAGCACAAGAAUCCAACACUUUCUGCUAUUUUGUGGCGAUAGUUGCUAUCAGUGCGGUAUGAGGUUUUUCCUGCACUUCUUGCAGGUUUGCAUUCAGGUCUGAGACUGUUCUAGACCCUUGUUAGUUACUGGAUUCAUUGCAUGGGUAUCUGGAACUGUUCCAAACAUUUUUGUAUGUGCUAUACUGCACCACACUGUUCUUCAAGCCCUGAACCUUACAUACAGUAUAUUCGUCUAUGACAACUUUUUGUACUGAGACAACUUUUUUACGGAUUUUUCUCACCUCUGUUAAAAUCUUCUGCAGAUCAUAUCAGCUUGGCCGUGUGAUGUAAAAUCUUCAGCACUGUAAAUACACAAAAUACUAAAGUGGUUAUUACAUGCCAAAUUUUACUUUUACUGUGCAGUUGCACAAUUCUUUGGAGCAGCUUUAUUUAUUAUUUAUUGAAUCUCCUCUUAUAUACCUGAUUAUUGAUGAUGCAUUAUUCAUGUCUGUCGAUAGUUCCAUGUUAGAAGUAUCUCAUUUGUGAGUAUUGAGGAUCCAAAGGCUUUCGUGCAUGAGUAGUAAAUGGAUGAACUGUUGUAUAUCAGACAUACAGAGCUCUAGAAUUCACUUCCAUGUUUUUGUAUAAUUUUCAUUAAGAGUAAAAUGCUGAAAAAAAUCUUCUGAUUGAGCAAGAAGUUGUGGGGCUGAAAACCUUGCACAGCUGCAAAACAAGUGAAAGAGCUGGAAGUAAAUAAGUUUAUUCAUCUUCCACGAAUGUAACUCUGACUUGAUGACUUGUUUACCAGUUUAAAGGGAAUGUUUAAAUACCUUUUCAGUAAUAAACCUUUUCUACCGCGAUUGAAA